AUGAAUACUGGGUCUAAAUGUGUUAUCUGCUAUAAUGAUGAUAGUGUUAAGGAAUGGGCAAUUACAGAAUGCAAUCAUGUUUGUUGUUUAAAAUGUGCGUUACGUUAUAAGUUUAUUUCUAAUAAGUCUGGAUGUCCGAUUUGUUUGAAAGAAAUUGCCGAAACUGAAAUGAUGUUCAAAGUCAUUAAAGAUCCCGAAAUUGACCGGUUUAGAAGGACUAGGGAUGAUUAUUUAUGGGCGAAUUGUAUUGUUUGUGUGGAUGAAGACUUGCCGGUGAUUGAAGAAAUCUUGCGACGGGCUUGUCAAAUGUGUGCUACUGAGUUUUAUGAUACGCAAUCUUUACUGGGGCAUUAUGUGAGUAAGCAUAAGCGGCGACUUUGUGAAUUGUGUGUGGAAUAUAGAUGUGAAUUUCCGGCUGAGUAUGUGGUUUAUACUGAGGCUGGACUUAUGCAGCACUGUAAUGGAACGGGUCCAGUUGAUGGUCAUCCUAAGUGUGCUUUUUGUCGCGAACGGUUUUAUACUCAGGACGUACUGGUGAAGCAUUGUCGUAAAGUUCAUGAACUGUGCUAUCUGUGCGAGCGCUUGGGGAAGAGACAUGAGUACUAUAAAAACUACCGUGAAUUAGAGAAACACUUGGUGAAGUCGCAUUUCACUUGUACUGAGAAGAUGUGUAUAGAAGCUAAAUGCUACGCCUUUAUAGAUGAGGUAGAACUGGCCGCGCAUCGGGCUUCUUUACAUCCAGCUAAGAAAGAGGAGAAGGUUAAGCUUACUUAUACUCAGCCAAUGCCAGGGAAGGGAAGUGCUGGACUAACUAAGAAGUCGAGUAAACCUAGUGCCCCGGUUGUGGUAGCAGCUGUUCCAGACUAUCUUAAUCGGGAAGCAAUUGCUAAGCAGCGCACAUUGAGGGAGAAGUAUACGGCAUGGAUUGAGCGCGAGUACAGAUCGCCGGCCGAAAUAGUUAGGUUAACGACGGAGUACAAUGAGUCGAAGAUAAGUUUGUUGCAACUAGUUGAUGAAGUACGUGCAUUGAUUGGUAAUCAGUCCUGUUUUGAUUUUGUAAUGAGAGUUCGCACGUUUUUACUUCCUGAUCGGAUGAAAGAUAUCGAUGGUAAUUUGGGUAAAAUCAAAAGAAACAUUGAAUUUCCGCCGUUUGUAGCAUCGGCUCCUCCUCCUCCGGCAACGACUUCCUUAUCAACUGCUAGUAGUUCAGCUACUAAUCCGGCUAAAGGCCAAAAACUAGGCUGGGGUGGAGCUGUCACGCGCAAUGCCUGGAAGGCUGCAGUUCAAGGCAGCCACACUCUUAAUAACAAGUCUGCCCCUAAUAAGAGAUAA
Messenger RNA from Nematocida homosporus, 1332 nucleotides. Its product is annotated as E3 ubiquitin-protein ligase. Gene Ontology annotation, molecular function: ubiquitin protein ligase activity; ribosome binding. Bases 1 to 1332 code for a protein of 443 amino acids. The transcript has a single exon. Gene Ontology annotation, biological process: rescue of stalled cytosolic ribosome; protein ubiquitination. The record is from RefSeq and is a predicted model, not a curated record. Lineage: Eukaryota; Fungi; Microsporidia.